AAAAACAGACCGAUCUUGUCCUUUUCAGUGUAUAACGUUGUUGCUAAAACACGUGGCGAACAGUCUAAUCAUUGAAUUUAAAGUAAAAUACGAGCAUAAUCACAAUGCCUCUUGCUAAAGAUCUACUUCACCCAAGUCCAGCAGAAGAAAAGAGGAAGCAUAAGUUAAAAAGGCUUGUACAGAAGCCGAACAGUUACUUUAUGGAUGUCAAAUGCCCAGGAUGUUAUGCAAUUAAAACAAUUUUCUCGCAUGCACAGAGAUCAGUAGAGUGCGAUGGUUGCCGUACGAUAUUGUGUACAUCCACUGGUGGUAAAGCUCGGUUGACAGAAGGUUGCUCCUUUAGAAGAAAGGUUCAAUGUUAAUGUAACAAUGAUUAAAACAACAUAAUGUAUCCAUUUCUCUUUAUAUUAAAUAAAUAAAAAGAAUUAUUGUAUA
This is a messenger RNA of Osmia bicornis bicornis, 435 nucleotides long. It is a transcript of the gene RpS27, whose product is annotated as 40S ribosomal protein S27. The transcript has 2 exons. Gene Ontology annotation, biological process: translation; ribosomal small subunit assembly. Gene Ontology annotation, molecular function: RNA binding; structural constituent of ribosome. Gene Ontology annotation, cellular component: cytosolic small ribosomal subunit; ribosome. Bases 105 to 362 code for a protein of 85 amino acids. NCBI's taxonomy places the organism in Eukaryota, Metazoa, Arthropoda, Insecta, Hymenoptera, Megachilidae. The record is from RefSeq and is a predicted model, not a curated record.